AUGACUGCGAACAGGUAUCCGAACGACAUCGCGUUCUUCUCCGCGAACGUGUGGGAUGGUGCACACUUGACGCGCCUCAACGACUCCGGGUCCUCUGGUAUGUCUUCCACCGCCAUCCUGCGCAUGCCACCCGGGUUUAACGUCUUCAUCGUAGACUUCAAGUCCUUCCAGGUACCUGACCUUCUCCUCUUUGCCCCCGUUGGUGAUACAAGCCUUCUAGACGCGCCGGAAGACAGCAACGUCCAUCCCAGUCGCGCUGCCCGCUGGAGAGGUUGUAGAGCCUGCGCCUCCUUGCGCACACUGUCACCCAUGCCACUCUCUCGUCCACUUUCGAGUUCCAGCUCGCCAAAGGGCAAGGAUGAAGGCCAGUCGAUCGACAGAGCCCAGUUCGUGAAGAAUUGUCCUUAUCGUCCGUCCGUCAUCCGGUCUUCCUGA
This is a messenger RNA of Coniophora puteana RWD-64-598 SS2, 435 nucleotides long. RefSeq lists its product as uncharacterized. The coding region runs from base 1 to 435 and encodes 144 amino acids. The transcript is spliced from 3 exons. The record is from RefSeq and is a predicted model, not a curated record. NCBI's taxonomy places the organism in Eukaryota, Fungi, Basidiomycota, Agaricomycetes, Boletales, Coniophoraceae.